AUGGACGAGAGCAUUCAGCAAUUUGCAGCGAUCACUGGCGCUUCGGCCGACCGCGCCCGCUUCUUUCUCGAAGCCUCGGGCGGCGACCUGCAGACCGCCAUGUCGAGCUUCUACGAAUCGGAACCUUCACAGUCGGAAGCUGGAGCAGGAGUGGAAGACACCGCAGAAGCGAGCUCUUCUCCUAGCGUUGAGCAAAACUAUACGGGGCCACGUACGCUGUCAGGUCAGCCCGUAGACCCCUCCAGUCUCUCUGGCUUCGGAUCCACCUCCUUGGCAUCGAGCCAAUCUUCUCGUUCGAGGGCCAGUGGCGGUAUCGCGACCUUCCGUGAUUUACAGACUUUGAACAGUAGUCCAGCCAGUGGAAAGAGGGCUUCUAGUGACGAUGGCGACGACGAUGAAGGAGACGAUGAUGAGAUGAAUUACUACGCCGGUGGUGAGAGGAGCGCGCUCAGCGUCGAGAAUCCCGAAGCACGGCGUCGCAGGAAUCAGCCAGGGGGAGAUCUGGUGCAAGAGAUCCUGAAACGUGCUGCCGAAGAGGGCAAGCGCCAUCCCGAGGAACUUGCUGCGGGUAGGGCCAAAGCUUCGGGAAGCAAACCUCCGUCUUCGGCCUCCUUCGCAUUCACGGGCCGCGGCAGGACCAUCAACGACGCUGCAGAAGCCGAAUCAUCGUCCCUUUCGACUCCUUCGAUGCCCGGUGGAUUCGGUAGCAGGUUGGGUGGUGCUGGCGCCAACGAAGCGAACGACGAGGAGGAAGAUGGGGAGGUGGCAAUUCGAAAUCUCACCUUCUGGAAGGAUGGGUUCUCGGUAGAAGACGGUGAGCUGAUGCGCUACGACGAUCCCGCACAUGCUCAGACGCUUGCGGCAAUUAACUCGGGACACGCUCCCUUGGACCUCCUCAACAUCCGUUUUGGCCAGCAAGUGCACGUUCACGUCCACCGACGCACCGACGAAGAGUACAAACCUCCGCCAAUGAAGCCUUUCGCCGGCUCGGGCAAUCGACUCGGGUCGCCCGCUCCUGCUUCAUUCGCUUCGUCAUCCGCUUCGUCAUCCAGGUCGCAGCCUACCGCUGCUGCGGCUUCAUCCUCGGCAAGUGCCGCCACGGCUUCCACGGGCGAUUUCAAGGUGGACACCGACAAGCCGACCACGCAGCUACAGGUGCGAUUGGGCGAUGGUCAGAGGAUGACCGCUCGUUUCAACACGCAGCACACAAUCGCUGACUUGAGAAGCUACAUCAAUGCUGCGAACCCGGGAAUGUCGACUCGAAGCUAUGUGCUCAACUCAUCUUUCCCGCCCAAGCCGCUCACUGACGAGUCGCAGACUCUCGAACAGGCUGGUCUCCUCAACGCUGUUGUCAUCCAAAAGUUUCAAUGA
This is a messenger RNA of Mycosarcoma maydis (corn smut), 1371 nucleotides long. RefSeq names its product protein phosphatase regulator SHP1. The transcript is spliced from 2 exons. Gene Ontology annotation, molecular function: ubiquitin binding. Lineage: Eukaryota; Fungi; Basidiomycota; Ustilaginomycetes; Ustilaginales. The record is from RefSeq and is a predicted model, not a curated record. The coding region runs from base 1 to 1371 and encodes 456 amino acids. Gene Ontology annotation, biological process: proteasome-mediated ubiquitin-dependent protein catabolic process; membrane fusion; autophagosome assembly. Gene Ontology annotation, cellular component: nucleus; cytosol.